Molecule: messenger RNA, 1716 nt
Organism: Acaromyces ingoldii
Lineage: Eukaryota; Fungi; Basidiomycota; Exobasidiomycetes; Exobasidiales; Cryptobasidiaceae
Product: seven-hairpin glycosidase
Exons: 1
Coding region: 1-1716 (571 amino acids)
Biological process (GO): carbohydrate metabolic process; N-glycan processing
Cellular component (GO): endoplasmic reticulum; Golgi membrane
Molecular function (GO): calcium ion binding; mannosyl-oligosaccharide 1,2-alpha-mannosidase activity
Source: RefSeq, a predicted model, not a curated record
AUGCAGCUCAAGUUGACUGUCAUUACCCUAACCGUGGCACUGUCCACGACGCUUUCCAAGGCAGCGACGGUUCAGAGCUCGAGCUGCAGCUCCGACUCAUCGCGGGCCGCUGCCGUCAAGGCGUCGUUCCGAAGCAGCUUCGAGGACUACCUCCAGUAUGCGCGCGGCUCCGACGAGCUCCUUCCCAUAUCCAAGAAGGGCAGUGGAGGCUUUGGCAACUGGGGCGCCACCUACGUCGAUGCCCUCACCACGGCCCAUGUGAUGGGCUUUGACGACAUCGUCAAGGACGGCAUCACGUUCACAAAGUCUGUCGACUUCAACCACACUUCGCAGACGCCCAUCUCGCUCUUUGAGACGAAUAUUCGCUACCUCGCAUCGUGCCUCUCGCUCUAUGAGCUCACGGGCAAGUCGGACAAGGGCCUCAUCAAGCAGGCCAAGACGAUUGGUGACCACCUUCUUGCUGGCUGGGUCGGCGACAACGCGAUCCCAUACAACUCGCUUGUCAGCUGGAACGACUUUGGCGCGCCCGAUACGUCCAACGAUGCCAUCAUUGCCGAGGGUGGUACGCUGAUUCUUGAGUUCGACCGCCUGUCCAAGUACACAGGAGACAGCACCUACCUCGAACACGCCGCAAAGUCCAUGAAGGCGAUCGUUGACUCGGUCGCAGUGCUGCCCGGUCUAUAUGGACAAGGCAUCAGCCCAAAGACGAACCAGGCCACCAAUGACUACGUGACAUGGGGUGGUGGCUCUGACUCCUUCUUCGAGUACCUCAUCAAGUACGGUCAACUGAUCGGCUCGACGGACACAUACAUCCCCACUUGGGUCAACUCUGUCAAGUCAUCGGUCAAGAACCUCAUCACCCAUCCCGCUGGCGGCUACACCGGCCCCAAUCUGACGCACAUGGCCGACUACUCGCCUUCGAAUGGCGGCAAGAUUCCCCGUUUCUCGCACCUCGGCUGCUUUGUCGGCGGCAACUGGAUCCUUGGCGGCCGUCUGUUGACAAACAAGGACACGGUCAAUUACGGCCUCGCGCUGGCCGACUCGUGCAUCGGCACCUAUACCAAGUCGGCCACGGGCAUCGGACCGGAGUCGUACGUCUUCAAGACAGAGUCUGGAGGCACCAAUGGUGUGACGAUCCACAACGAGGCGUUCUACGACAAGAACGGCUUCGACUACGACGUUGUCGAUUACGUUCUUCGGCCCGAGGUGCUCGAGUCCGUCUUCUACGCUUACCGCGCCACGGGCGACAAGCGGUGGCAGGACCUGGCGUGGACCGCCUUUAACAGCAUCAAAAAAUACUGCCAGGCGCCUGCAGCCCUGGCCGCCAUCGAGAAUGUGACCGACACAAACACAAAGCAGAUCGACAACUCGCAAUCGUUCCUCUACGCCGAGCUGUACAAGUAUCUCUUCCUCAUCUUUGAUGACCCCGAGCACAUCAGCCUCGACAAGUACGUCUUCAACACCGAGGCGCAUCCCUUUGAGGUCGAGAAGCCAAACGCAGACUACUCGGCCGCCUCGUUUGGCAGCCUGCCGUCGCCCGAGAGGAGCCCGACGUCGACGGCGCAGAAGACGGCCUCGCAGGUGCCCAAGCCAACCUACAGCGGCGUGCCGGGUCUCGUUCAAAAGGUCUUCAAUUCACUGGGCCUCCGGGAUCACCGGGCCCGGCGUGAGGACCUCGAGACGCGGGCGCAGAAGCUCCGACGCGUACGACUGUAA